Ceraceosorus guamensis is the source of this 1756-nucleotide messenger RNA. Its product is annotated as alpha/beta-hydrolase. Bases 274 to 1617 code for a protein of 447 amino acids. Gene Ontology annotation, molecular function: hydrolase activity. The record is from RefSeq and is a predicted model, not a curated record. The transcript is spliced from 4 exons. NCBI's taxonomy places the organism in Eukaryota, Fungi, Basidiomycota, Exobasidiomycetes, Ceraceosorales, Ceraceosoraceae.
GCUGCGAUGCUGCACGUGCAAUGUGAAUCACGAAUGUAUGAUGCCGCGCUUCCACACACCUUCGACCUGCCUACUGGGAUGAAGGUGCUGCCUUAGUGAUGUGGUCCGCUUUUGGAAUGCGCGCGUGUGAUAAUCACGGCGCACUAGCCAUGUGGACAACAUCACCCGCUCGCUCCCUCCUUCGUGAUCACGUCUACCAUCCUCCAUCUGACUGCGCAGGAUCGUCGUGCAAGCUGAUUGCCUACGACGUCUCCACCAGACCGUUUGAUCAGGAUGAGCGACAUCAACCGGCCUGCCAGGCCGUACGUGUCGAUCCAGCACCAACCAUGGAAGGCCAUCUACAUGACCAAGACUCUCAUAUCUGUCCUUUUCUUUCAGUUGCCCUUCUACGCAAUCACGCAGCUGCUCUUUCGAUCUGCCCGUCCCCAUCCCGACUUUACCUUUGCUCAAGCAAUGGUAGUGCGCAUCGUGCGUUUCAUGGGUCUCUUCAGGCGCGCAGACUGGUACUCCGAUAGAUGGACCGUGGAGAAGCUGUCGAAGUACACGAACGCAAAGUCAGAAUCUCUCGGUAGGCUCUUGGCCAAGGCGGUGUGGGUGCCAAAGCUGGAUGGCGCGCUACAAGGUGAGGCGGGUCAGCUGGAAAAGAGAGCGGGAACGCGCAGCGUGCGCACCCACGGCUGGUGGUUUGCCAUCCCGUCCAGCCUGGACUCGCACGGCAAUGCGGCGCAAUGGCGGGAGCUGUUUGACGAGGAGGAUGUAGAGAAGGCAGCAGUGGCCAGGAUAAAGGCUGCCAAAGGCGAGCAGGUGUUGCUCUACUUUCACGGAGGAGGCUACUUGGAGCGAUCUGCUGGGCCCAAAUCCCAAACUACAGCUGUACCUCGUCAGCUGCUCAAAAAGAUCGAGGAGCACCUUGCUCAAGGAUACGAAGGCGAUGCAAAGCUCUUGCCGCGCAAAGCGUUCUCGCUCGAGUACCGGCUCAGCGACAAGACAUCAUUCUCGGGCAUCCUUGCCGACGCCGUGUCCAGCUGGCGUUAUCUUGUAGAGGACUGCGAAUAUGAGCCGGAGAACAUCUAUGUUGGAGGCGACAGUGCUGGAGGUCACCUCAGCCUCGCGCUUACGCGGUACAUCCGAGACGUGCGACCUUUCGGCAAAUCUGGGAUGCCCCGGGGUCUGAUGCUGUACUCGCCUUGGGUCGACGCCUCGCUGUCGUACGGCACCAAGCCCAACGCCUCGCAUCACCUCAACGCGCCGUAUGACAUUUUGAGCCUCAUGGGCCUGGCGACCGCAUCCUCGGAGCUUCUGCGCGGCGUGGCAGCAGGCGACGAGAAAAGCCUGUACAUUUCCAGCCUUCAUCUGGGUCGCGAGUCGCCCGUGCACGACUACAAAGGCUUCCCUCCCCUCAUCGUCAUGGGUGGAAGUCUGGAAAAGUUCAUCGACGAGAUAAGGGAUCUGGCAAAGGCGUACAAGAAAGAUGUGCAGGCUGACCAAACGCUCGUGCACAGCUUUGAGGACAAGAAAGCGUCGCACGACCCGUACAACAUUCCCAUCUGCUAUGCAGAGGUGCAGAAAGUCGGCAUGGAUCGCAACUUGAAGUGGCUACUCAAGCUGAACACUUGAAGACAAGUUCAAAUCCCAAAGGAAGACGAAAUGGAAGACGGCAAGCAGCGCGUCAACGACAGCGCUCCCAUACCGCAGAUCAGCACCUCUCACCCGUCCGCACUUCGCCUCACCCCGCUGUGCUCGGGUCGAGAAGUUU